This is a messenger RNA of Bombus huntii, 860 nucleotides long. RefSeq lists its product as uncharacterized. The transcript has 3 exons. The record is from RefSeq and is a predicted model, not a curated record. Lineage: Eukaryota; Metazoa; Arthropoda; Insecta; Hymenoptera; Apidae. The coding region runs from base 123 to 488 and encodes 121 amino acids.
CAACUUUCUUAUUUACACGGUUUGUCGAAAUUCUUAACCAAUGUCGCAUAUAAAACGAAUGUUUACAAGCAGAUUCUUUAGUAAAACUGUUGAAGAUCGUAGGAUAGUUCUAGGACGUCGCUAUGACAUACAGUAUGAGAUACUACUUGUGUCUCGCGAUCGUUGUCGUUUGCGAAGCGGCAAGAAUACCCAGAGUAACCGAACAACCAUAUUUUCCGAAUUUUCAAGACAUUUAUCCGAAUCGUAAUUAUCAAACUGAGUCGGUGAAUAACCACGAUGAUGGGCCAUUUUUUGGAAACUAUAGAGCGCACGAAGGGAACGCAGCUAUAGGAAACGAGUUUUACGAUCAUCGAACUCCCAUCGGUGGCCGAGCAAAUUUUGUUCAUCAUCUCACAAGAGUUCCGUUCGAAGAAUUUAGAGGCCGAGACGCAGUUCCCCGGCAUUAUGAUCGAUUUAACCAUGCGAUUAAUUACGAUUAUCAGUUAUAAAAGUUUUAUCAAGUUUACGUUGAUCUGAUGUAUAUCGAAUAUAAUUAAUGCUGCAAACGGAUCGAGCUAGCAAUCUCUUUAUUUCUCCUUGUUCCUUUAUAUUCAAUAUAUAUAUAAUAUAUAUUGAACGAUAUAUAGGAUAAUAUAGGUUAAUAUAAUAAUUUGUGUAAAUAACAUUAUUAGAAAGAAAACAACGACGGGGUAAUUAUUAUGCUAGGCUCUUCUUUUGUUCGAUUUUCUUUUUUUUUUUUUUUAUGUACAAUACUAUUUUGGCUCAUGACGUUACGACUUUGGACCAUACAUACGAGGAUACUCCUUCGAGAUAGGAGAAAAUGAACGUAUCCUCCAAAAACGAGUACCUGCUCGAUCAUG